Molecule: messenger RNA, 295 nt
Organism: Staurois parvus
Lineage: Eukaryota; Metazoa; Chordata; Amphibia; Anura; Ranidae
Source: the annotation of a GenBank genome assembly
AUGUAUGUGAAAUGGUUUGAUACAGUAAUGUUUUACUAUGUGAUUUUAGUGAAUGUCACUUUUUGUCAUUUUCAAAUUUCCCGCCGUUCCGUCCCCGUACGUCCCGACGCUCGCAGGGGACGGAACCCAGAUGACAGAUGCCGGCAUCUGCCGGGGACACUGCAGGAGGGAUAUCGCAGGAGCACAGGACAAGGUAAGUGAUCGAGGGAUCCCGGAGCAGCGCUGCAUAGUAAGCCCGAGUGUAGCUCGGGGGUUACCGCUUGUGCUACACUCGGGAAUACCACCCAGGGAGGUU